AAUUGUAGCCGGAGGUCUCCAAAGCUGGUCGCAGGAGUAAGACGUUUUCUUUGUCGCUUAAGUGGUGUGACUCAUUUAAGUCGGUAGUUGAGGCUUUCAGGGAAGCUGUAGUGGGAGUGUUCGCCGGUUCGCUUUGUAUACUAAAGGUGAAGUUUGCUACUCACGAUGGCAGACCCAGAUGUUCUCACCGAGGUUCCUGCUGCAUUGAAGAGGUUAGCCAAGUAUGUGAUUCGUGGGUUCUAUGGCAUUGAACAUGCCUUGGCUUUGGACAUCUUGAUCCGAAACCCAUGUGUAAAAGAGGAAGAUAUGCUGGAGCUACUCAAGUUUGACAGGAAGCAGCUUCGUUCAGUUUUGAAUAAUUUAAAGGGAGACAAGUUCAUAAAAUGCAGAAUGAGAGUCGAGACUGCUGCAGAUGGGAAAACCACUCGCCAUAAUUACUACUUCAUUAAUUAUCGCACUCUUGUUAAUGUGGUAAAAUACAAGUUGGAUCACAUGAGAAGGAGGAUUGAAACUGAUGAGAGAGACUCUACCAACCGGGCUUCCUUCAAAUGUCCUGUUUGUAGUAGUACUUUUACAGACUUAGAAGCUAAUCAACUCUUUGAACCCAUGACAGGAACUUUCCGUUGUACCUUUUGCAAAACAGAAGUAGAAGAAGAUGAAUCAGCAAUGCCCAAAAAAGAUGCACGCACACUUUUGGCAAGGUUUAAUGAGCAAAUUGAGCCCAUUUACGAAUUGCUACGAGAGACAGAAGAUGUGAAUCUAGCCUAUGAAAUACUUGAGCCAGAACCCACAGAAAUACCAGCCCUAAAACAGAGCAAGGACCGGGUAGCAACUACUGCUGGAGCUGCUGGCCUGGCAGGUGGGCACCACCGGGAAGCUUGGACCACCAAAGGUCCCUCUUAUGAGGACUUGUACACUCAGAAUGUUGUCAUUAACAUGGAUGACCAAGAUGAACUUCAUCGAACCUCACUAGAGGGGAAAUCCGCCAAAGAGAGACCCAUUUGGUUAAGAGAGAGCACUGUCCAAGGGGCGUAUAGUUCUGAAGAGAUGAAAGAAGGUGGCAUAGAUAUAGACACAUUUCAGGACCGUGAUGAAGGACGUGCAGGGCUGGAUGAUAACGAGGAGGUCAUGCGAGCACUGCUUAUUCACGAGAAAAAGACCCCCUCUGCCACAGGUGGCUCAGUGGGGGCAGCUGCUCCUGUCUCUGCUGGCAAUGGCAGUGACUCAGAGAGUGAGACCAGUGAGUCAGACGACGACUCCCCACCCCGUCCAGCAGCUGUGGCUGCACAUCAUCGGGAGGAAGAUGAGGAGGAGGAUGAUGAAUUCGAGGAAGUAGCAGAUGACCCUGUUGUCAUGGUGGCUGGACGUUCCUUCUCCUAUAGCGAAGUGAGCCAGAGGCCGGAGCUGGUAGCCCAGAUGACACCAGAGGAGAAGGAUGCAUAUAUAGCAAUGGGACAGAGAAUGUUUCAGGACCUCUUUGAGUGAGCUUUCACUAUUUUUUCCUCUUUUCUCUAAUACUCAUUUCCAAAAAAAAUUCCUACCUUUGAUGAAAAGUUUUAGUGACUUGCUGCCCUUCUUAAUGUAAAAUGACUUAAUCUUGUGCAAAAGAAGAUUUAAUUUUUUUAUACCAAAACUUUCCAUAAAGUAGGUUAACUAGAAUUUUCUUUUCUACAAUUAACCAACAGUAUUAACAUUUUGGUGUAUUUUCUUAUCUAGUAUUUUUUCUUUACUUUUAAAGACAACUUUUUACCUGCUGAAAUGAGGUAAAGAAGUCUGUAAGUUUAUUCUCCCAGUCUCUCUGCCAAAGCCCCCUAGGAUAGCUUACAGUAAACCGUUCACUAAUCUCUUCCAAGCAAGCAUUUCAAAGAGUUGCUUAUAUUAUCAACCAAAGAACUUUUGCCAUAGGCAAAUCAUUGAUAACAGAAGAAAAAUCUUAAAACUUCAUAUCAUUUUCCAGUUAAGGAUGGAACCAGUAUAUAAGGGAGUUGGGAGUGUAUUUGGGAAAGAAAUGGAUAUGACUAAAUUUCAUGAUUAAUGUAUAAGCUAAAUUUAUAUCUUUAGACCUGACCAGACUAGAGAUUCUGUUCUGUUUAAUGGCUUUUGGUUAGAUGUGGAGGCUAGAAAAUGGAAAAUAUACUUGAUAAAUUAAUGGACAUAGGACAUCUUGAAGAGUAGAGAGCAUGGAAGCUAUGAAUUUUAGAAUUUCUGGAGUUGUGCUGACAUGGAAAUGCUUUAUGUAAAACUGAGUCUGGUCACUGUCUUCCUUGUUCCCCUAAUACAAACCUCUUGCCAAAGUAAUAAAAUUUGUUUAAUGAGGCCAUCCCAACAGAAAUCAAUCUAUAUAAGUUCCUUCCUCCCUCUCACUCUUAAAAUCUCUCAUGUCACUGAAGGCCUUCUUUGUUUCUCUCCGUUUAGUCAUGGCAUUUCAGAGUGAAUCCAUUAUGUUGUUGAACUUUGUAAUAUCAAGGAACUUAGUUUAUGUUUGAUUCUGAUUUUAGUGUUAUAUUAUUCACUAAGGUUGAACAUUAAAAAUAAAUACUGUAAAGGG
Sorex araneus (European shrew) is the source of this 2548-nucleotide messenger RNA. RefSeq names its product general transcription factor IIE subunit 1 (gene GTF2E1). Gene Ontology annotation, biological process: transcription open complex formation at RNA polymerase II promoter; transcription initiation at RNA polymerase II promoter. Lineage: Eukaryota; Metazoa; Chordata; Mammalia; Eulipotyphla; Soricidae. The coding region runs from base 166 to 1485 and encodes 439 amino acids. Gene Ontology annotation, cellular component: transcription factor TFIIE complex. The transcript has 5 exons. The record is from RefSeq and is a predicted model, not a curated record.